Molecule: messenger RNA, 1893 nt
Organism: Synchiropus splendidus (mandarinfish)
Lineage: Eukaryota; Metazoa; Chordata; Actinopteri; Syngnathiformes; Callionymidae
Gene: dnaja3a
Product: DnaJ heat shock protein family (Hsp40) member A3a
Exons: 12
Coding region: 17-1456 (479 amino acids)
Biological process (GO): mitochondrion organization; response to heat; protein folding
Cellular component (GO): mitochondrion
Molecular function (GO): protein kinase binding; heat shock protein binding; ATP binding
Source: RefSeq, a predicted model, not a curated record
GUCGGCGACUUGGGGAAUGAUGGCGUCUUCAGCAGCUCGCUGUUCCACACGCUGGUUUACUGUUAUCUUGUCCUCUGGACGUCACCGUGUCUCCGGUGUCAUUGCCACUUCUCCCUCCGAUACAUUUCGUGGUUUCUCAACAGUGGGAGCCGGGAAAAUAUGGCGCAAAGGAAAUCUUGCGUGCAAACAAGCGUUGACAUUGAGAGGUUUCAAUUCACCGCAUGUCGUCUGCAUUCUGCCAUUCCACACAAGUGCCCCUGCAAGCAACAAACAGGACUACUACAAGAUCUUGGGAGUACCGCGCACCGCAACUCAGAAGGAGAUUAAGCAAGCAUUCUAUCAGAUGGCCAAAAAGUACCACCCUGACUCUAAUAAAGAGGACCCACAAGCGAAAGAGAAAUUUACUCAGCUGGCUGAAGCAUAUGAGGUCCUCAGCGAUGAAACAAAAAGGAAACAGUAUGACACAUACGGUUCUACCAACUUCAAUGCUGGCCAGGCCGGUGGUGGACAGCAGUAUUGGUCCGGUAAUACCAACAACGUGAAUCCUGAGGAGCUCUUCCGCAAGAUCUUUGGAGACUUCUCUGGAGGCCGUGGUUUUGGUGACUUUAAUGCCAUUUUUGAUCAGCCACAAGAAUACAUGAUGGAGCUGACGUUCACUCAAGCAGCCAAGGGAGUAAAUAAAGAGAUAACAAUUAACAUGGAAGCUGCUUGCCAGCGCUGUGACGGUAAAGGACAUGAACCGGGGUCAAAGGUCCAGCACUGUCAUCAUUGCAAUGGAUCAGGCAUGGAAACAGUGAACACAGGGCCAUUUGUGAUGCGCUCCACAUGUCGACGCUGUGGUGGCAAAGGGUCGGUCAUCUCCUCUCCCUGCUACUCCUGCCGUGGGACUGGCCAGACAAAGCAGAGGAAGACCGUAAUGGUUCCUGUGCCGGCAGGAGUGGAGGACGGUCAGACAGUCAGGAUGCCAGUAGGAAAGAAGGAGAUCUUCAUUACAUUUAAAGUACAAAAAAGUCCAGUGUUUCGAAGAGACGGAGCAGAUAUCCACUCUGAUCUUCAUGUCUCUGUAGCCCAAGCCAUUCUGGGUGGCACAGCAAGAGCACAAGGCCUUUAUGAAACACUCAAUUUAUCCAUCCCUGCUGGUGUCCAGACAGAUCAAAGAAUCCAUUUAGCAGGGAAAGGAAUCGCUCGUGUGAGUGGCUAUGGCUUUGGAGACCACUAUAUCCAUGUUAAAGUUAAAAUCCCCAAGACACUAACAGACAGACAGAAAUCACUACUCAUGAGCUUUGCUGAAGACGAGACGGACGUAGAAGGAACGGUCAACGGUGUCACUGCAACCACUUCUGGUGGGGGCAGCAUUGGUAAGCAGUAUGACUCAGAGCAAAGCAAGAAGGAUGGAGACUUGAAACAAGAUGGGGGAUUUUUCUCCAAAUUUAAGAAAUUAUUUAGUUCCUCUUAACAGUCACAAACCAGGUAAGAGGUCCUCCUGGAAUUGAAACAUGCUGAAACGACAUGGUUGGUAGUGGAUGCAGAGCUCAGCACACAGUGGAAUGGAAAUGCUCAAACAUCGAUGGACAGCACCUCCAUUUAAUUGUCUUGAGUUAACGCAAAGCAGUCUCCAUGUCGGUGGGACUUUUUUUAUAUUAGGUUUUCUUGUUGAUUGAAUGGAUACAGAAUUAUCCUGAGGAAUCCUGUUCGAAGUCUUUCACUUGCCCUUGUUAUGGAAAGUCGGUCUCCAGUGUCAUAAUGCUUUCUCUAUGAUUAAAACCUAUUUCAUGUGCCAGAGACAGCUCAUCUCCGAAAGAAGUUACAGACAUAGCAGUUUUGUACAUAUGAAGCAGUAGCAUCUGAUGGAUAAAUGGAUUAUCUAUUAAUAAAAGUAACAUCUAAUACAAA